AUGUUCGUUGUGCCAAACUGUCAACCAGCUACGGAACUUUACGGCUUGCUGGAAGCGAAGCUGUACACGACUGCAGAAAGUCCGGAAGCGAGUAGAACGCUAGAAAAGCGCCUCCAAUUACUGGGAAUAAAGAAUUCUAUAAUUCAGGAGAACUUAGGCGUAAAAACCCGUUUUGAAGCGAAUAAUCGAAAUAAGCGAAUCACUCUGGUCGCGGAUUCAUUUGAAUCGAUAGAUUUUGCGCAGAAACUAGGUAAAGAGGAAGUGAAGGGGAGUAAGUGCUCGGCCCGACUGUGGCUGUGGCAUCAGUAUUUAUCACGACAUGGUAACUGUUCCUUGUGUGAGCGACCGCUUAAUGGAUUGCAUGAAGUUAAGGAAUUUCAAACUUUAGAUGUAAAGUAA
Loa loa (African eye worm) is the source of this 399-nucleotide messenger RNA. RefSeq lists its product as hypothetical. The record is from RefSeq and is a predicted model, not a curated record. Bases 1 to 399 code for a protein of 132 amino acids. The transcript is spliced from 3 exons. Lineage: Eukaryota; Metazoa; Nematoda; Chromadorea; Rhabditida; Onchocercidae.